Penicillium soppii is the source of this 1446-nucleotide messenger RNA. RefSeq names its product fungal specific transcription factor domain-containing protein. Gene Ontology annotation, biological process: aromatic amino acid catabolic process; positive regulation of transcription by RNA polymerase II. The transcript has a single exon. Bases 1 to 1446 code for a protein of 481 amino acids. The record is from RefSeq and is a predicted model, not a curated record. NCBI's taxonomy places the organism in Eukaryota, Fungi, Ascomycota, Eurotiomycetes, Eurotiales, Aspergillaceae. Gene Ontology annotation, molecular function: DNA-binding transcription factor activity, RNA polymerase II-specific. Gene Ontology annotation, cellular component: nucleus.
AUGAGGCUAAUAUUUGGGCAAGAAAAAUCCACCAAAUCCAAGGUUCGGAGUCUUGGUACUGUGGAGGCCCUACUGUUGAUGUCGGAAUGGCAUCCUCGCUCGCUGCAUUUUCCACCCGAGACGGAUGGCUGGGAUGAUGAUUUGAUCCCAUCAGCCCCUAAAAGCCACCACAAUAGUGAGUCAAACUCAGCACCUGCCAGUCGCUGGGUUGAAGACAUGAUUGAGCCCGCGCGACGAUCUGAUCAGAUGUCCUGGAUGUUGCUCGGAUGUGGCCUUUCUCUCGCACAUGAGCUGGGCAUCUUUGAGACGGAAGAAAGCGGGUCUCCAGCCGAAGAGCCAGAAUGGAGAGAUCAGAUGACACUACGUUGGCAGCGCGUACAGCGUCUUCUUUUUGUUUACAUCAAUCAACUCGCCUGGAGAAUUGGAUGCAUGUCGCCAAUCCCUCAGUCAUUGAACCAUGCUAUUCUCGGUGGAAGAAAGCCGCAAGGGCUCAAUCCACCCGGUAGUACAUGGUUGACAUUCAUGGAUUCCUGGAUUGAGCUGACCAAGCUUGCGAAAUCUGUGACCGACAUGUUCUUCCCCUCUGCUUCAUUCGCACGCCAACAACUACACAGCGGCCGCUAUGUUGGUUUACUAGAACAUUUCCGACCUCUUCUCAACCAAUGGAAAGAUAAGUAUCUACAACCGCAGGUGCUUGACAAGGCAUUCUACAAUGAUCUCUUUAUCGAAUACCAUUUUGUUCGCGUAUAUACCCAUUCAGUGGGGAUGCAAGCCGUUGUUGAGCGCGCAGUGGCAGAAAACGAUUCCAACAAUUUCGACGAAGUUCAACCUAUGACGAUCGAUCCAACAGACUAUGAAUACAUCCAAGAAGUAAUCGACGGAUGCUGCCAAAUCUUACAAAAAGUUACACAUCUAGCCGAAUCGGGUGCUUUACGAUUCUCGCCAGUUCGCAUCGUCCUCCGCAUCACCAGUGCUUCAAUAUUCCUCAUGAAAGCCCUGAGUCUGGGUACCCGACAAGCAAAGCUGCAGGAAUCGAUUGAGAUACUGGAGAAAAGCAUCAAAGCGCUCAAGUCAAACGCAUUGGACGAUGUGCAUCUCAGUACUCGCUAUGCCACAUUAUUGGACAUGCAUGUCUCACGUUUACGACGGAACCUUUUAGCUUCUUCCAAGUCUAUCAAGAAUAGUCGUGGGGCCACGGGGAUAUCAUCAAUGGGACCUCCGCCUUGGCCGGAUGCUGGCGAUCGGUCAAAUACCAUAAACACCCCAGUAUCGCAGGAAUUGGCGCCGGACCUGGGCUUCAUUCCGUCUUUGAACAAUAUCGGUGCAGACGACUGGCUUUCUCUGCCAUUUGAUCCCUCCAUGGCGCCGUUUGGGAUGAGCAAUAGUGGGCAAUUUCCGAUGUAUGAAGGCGGAGCAUUAGAUUUCAUUUGGAAUUUGCCAUCGUGA